CACGGAGGGUCUCAUCAUUUUUUUUUCUCCUCCGGAUGGAGACGAUGGAUGCGGGCUCCGCCGGAUCUCUGGCUGCGAACACGGCGGACGGACUCGAUUUUCUAUUCCAAACGCAUCCGCAUCUCCCCUAUGUUGCAAGGUGUCUGUGCGAGGAGCCGCGGAGGAAAUGAGAAGACGGCUGUAUUUUGACUCACGCCUGUCGAGAUGGAGGCAUCGUUAAGAAGACCUGCACCCUCAAGAUCAAACACACCCCAUUAGAUCAUUAAAGUCAUUAUUAUUCAGCUUAAGUGCCAGAAAGCGUCUCUUAGCUGCGACCUGCUUUUUUUUUUCUCUAUGAUCUCUGAAAAACCGAGAAGAUUGAUCCAACCGUCGAUCCGAUGUAGAAGCUGUUCCCUCCAGUUCCCACAACCUCGACUCUUGCUUGGAUUUCAACGUUCAGUCAAAUCCACCAGGACGGAGUAUGUCAUCUACACCUUUUCACAGAAUCCUACGACCCCUUCUGCUCGGUACCUUCGUUCUGGGAUGCUUCGUGACUCUGUUUUUGAUGUAUUUUAAGCCAUCCACCAGCUGGUUAUCAGGUCCCGUAGAGUCGACGGUGUCCACAGACAGGGUCAAGAACAUUUUCUCCACCAAGAGCGAUAAAAACGUGACCACGGUGCUGAUCUGGCUUUGGCCGUUCGGGCAAACCUAUGACCUGAGCGUCUGCAGCUCCCUUUUUAACAUCGAGGGCUGCUUCAUCACAGCAGACAGGAAUCUCUACAACAGGUCUGAUGGGGUUGUCAUCCAUCACAGAGACAUCGGCACUGACCUGUCCAACCUGCCGCCGCUCCAGCGGCCAUCGUUCCAGAAGUGGAUAUGGAUGAACCUGGAGUCGCCAUCACACUCGUCCCAGCUUCCCGGGAUAGAGAACCUGUUCAAUCUGACUCUCAAUUACCGUCAGGAUGCUGACAUUGAAGUGCCUUAUGGGUCCAUCGUAGCGGCAGAGGGCGAGGAGGACUUUGUGCCACCCAGCAAGAACAAGCUGAUCUGCUGGAUUGUAAGCAACUGGAACCAGGACCACGUGCGGGUGAAAUAUUACAAUGAGCUGUACAAACACAUCGAGGUUCACGCCUACGGACAGGCCUUUGGAGAGUACAUCUCCGAUCAGGACUACUUCCCCACCAUAGCCAGCUGUAAGUUCUACCUGGCGUUCGAGAACUCCAUCCACAAGGACUACAUCACCGAGAAACUGUACAACCCGCUGUCUGUGGGCACGGUGCCAGUGGUUCUGGGCCCGCCCAGGCAGAACUACGAGAACUUCAUCCAGGGGGACGCCUUCAUCCACGUGAACGACUUCACCUCGCCCAAGGAGCUGGCCGAAUACCUGCUGCUCCUGGACAAGAACGAGGAAAUGUACCUCAGGUACUUUGAGUGGCGACGGCACUUUAAAGUAAAGAAGGCCUAUUUCUGGGCAGAGCACACGUGUCUGGCUUGUGAUUACCUGCGGAGGCACAAGGAGUACAAGGCAUUCAAUAACCUUGACAAGUGGUACUGGGGUGGAUAGUGCUUUGAAGGGCUAUGCAGUGCUUGUUAUGUUGUUGAGGCAGUGCUUUAAGAUUUUUGUCCUUCGGUUGACAUGAAGGUUCAUUACUGUUCAGUCAAGAGCAGCCAGAAGUGGUUUCCUAUUGGCUCAGCGGCCCAUUGAGACGUCCAGGCAGAUUUUUGUUGUUUUUUUCCUUUUUUUAAAAUCUGUUUUCUUUGGAAAGCCUUACUUUGCCUUUUUCGUUGAUCAUUAAAUAUUUUGUAUUUCUUUUUAAUGAUUAAUUUGAUUGCACCACAUUUUUUGAACGGAUUUUGCUACCCAUGAUUUGCUUGAUGUGAACACAUUUGCUGCUAUCUUUAUGCUUAUUUGACUUUUAUUUGUGUGCUUGCUUGAUUGUAUGAAUGUUCCUGUGCAACAUUCAUGAUGCAAGGUU
Messenger RNA from Salarias fasciatus (jewelled blenny), 1955 nucleotides. It is a transcript of the gene fut9a, whose product is annotated as fucosyltransferase 9a. The transcript is spliced from 3 exons. Gene Ontology annotation, cellular component: membrane. Gene Ontology annotation, molecular function: alpha-(1->3)-fucosyltransferase activity. Bases 461 to 1543 code for a protein of 360 amino acids. Lineage: Eukaryota; Metazoa; Chordata; Actinopteri; Blenniiformes; Blenniidae. The record is from RefSeq and is a predicted model, not a curated record.